Plectropomus leopardus (leopard coralgrouper) is the source of this 1615-nucleotide messenger RNA. The record is from RefSeq and is a predicted model, not a curated record. NCBI's taxonomy places the organism in Eukaryota, Metazoa, Chordata, Actinopteri, Perciformes, Serranidae.
UGUGAACGAGAGGAUCGCCCUCCUGGAAAAGAGUGUGCCAACCCAGAAAGAAAUACCAGUUGUGGAGAAGCGGUUUCAACUGGUAGAGGAUGAGUUUAGUCGGGAUAUGUGUACACUUCAUCCAGAAGUUAAAGUCUUCAUAGGCAGUGGCAGGGUCAUCUUAGAGGGCCCUGACGCAGAGGUGCAGUCAGGAGCUUAUAAACUGGAUGAACUGAUCAAAAAGGUCAAAGAAAAGAGAGUUAAGCUCAGCACGGCUUUGAUGAACUUCAUAACAUCCAGCGGUGCCAUGUCGAAGUACCAAGCUCGCUUCCGGCAGAUCUUCAGAAGUCCCGUUUCUCUUGAGGUGGGGUCAGACCUUGUCUUUGCCAGUUUAUCCUCUGAUGCCUUAAAUGAGGCGGAGAUGCUGCUGCAAAGAGACCUGAUUCUGGCCAAUGUGCCGCUGCAGGAGGCUGCAUCUUCAGAUCUAGACAGAGUGAAGGAACUCCUCAACAAAGCCAAAAACGAGGCAAACAGUCGAGAGCUCAGAGUGGACGUCAGCUUCAUCCCAGGACUCAGUGGAGCCACAGCUACAGAUGUACAACUUGUGGGCUACAGCAAAAAUGUGAACAAGCUCAAAGAGGUUUUGAAUGACUACCAGAUGAACCAGGCCAUUACUCAAGAAACACUGCAACUACGUCCUGAACUGCUCGACUGUUUUGAUAAAAUCACAGACAUGAUUGGCAUGAAGAAGACCAAGGUGACGCUAAGAGCCUCGUCCUUUCCGUACCCCUGUGUGCUUGUGUCUGGUCCCAACUGUCAAGUCCAAGAGGCCGUGCAGGCCCUAAGUGCAGCUCUAGCCAGUCUAAAGUCAGAAACAUUGGUUCUAGACGGCCCAGGGGCCCUGCAGUACUUUCAAGCAGAGGGUAAAUUGAGCAAAGAGCUGGUAGAGAGCUCCUGUCAGGUUAUUAUCAGGGAAAAACAACGUGUGCACUCCCCAGAUUUGGAAAGUAAACCCCAAAGCACCAGCAGCCUCUUCACCAGCAGCUCCGCAUGCUGGCCCACCCCGCCUUCAAGAGUGUGGCAGAAAACUUUAGGAGGCACACCAAUCACUAAAAUCAAUCUGGAGAUCAGGCUUGGCAGUUUGGAGGAUGAGCAGGUGAACGUGUUGGUGGCACCCAUGCUGAACAAGCAGCUGAAUUCUUCUAAAAUUGGUAAAUGCCUGCUACAUAAAGCCGGGAGUGCAAUCAAGUUAAAGUUCGACUCUGCGGCAGCAAAUUGUACCGUCGUCCCCGGUGAUGUUCUGCAGGUUGAUGCGCCUCCAUUUCUGGGAUGCUCAAAACUCUUCUUCAUUGAGUGCAUGCCGUGGGAUGGAGUCCUGGGUCAGAGUGUGAAGGCACUUGGCAAUGGGCUGAAGAAGUGUGUGGACCUCUGUGUACAGCAGCGUUUGAGCUCAGUGGCUUUUCCAAUUAUUGGACCGGGAAUAAUUUUAAAUUACCCGCUGACAGAAGCCAUCCAAGUGUUAACUGAGAGCAUUAUCCAGUUUGGAUUAUCAGCAUCAUCUGGGUCUCUCGCCACCAUCCAUGUCGUCAUUAAACCGGGCUAUCCUGACUCUGAAGAGGUGACUAUCAACACUUGA